Thunnus maccoyii (southern bluefin tuna) is the source of this 2488-nucleotide messenger RNA. It is a transcript of the gene mfap3l, whose product is annotated as microfibril associated protein 3 like. The record is from RefSeq and is a predicted model, not a curated record. The transcript has 3 exons. Bases 1006 to 2283 code for a protein of 425 amino acids. NCBI's taxonomy places the organism in Eukaryota, Metazoa, Chordata, Actinopteri, Scombriformes, Scombridae.
UGUUGUUGAUGAUGGUGGUGGAGAGCAAUGUCAAACACGUGGGUUCAACAUCUACCAUAGGGGUUUAGUUUGGUUGAGAUUUCCAGAUUUCCAGUUGCAGCAGUCAGCUGUUUUUAGAGGAAAGUUCCUGUCCAGCAUUAAAACAAGAGAUAGACAAAGUUAGAAGAAUGUAAUGGAGCCGUUUGCAGCUAAAGAGCCACAUAUUUCCCUCAGGAGCUGGUGGAGACCAAAAACAGAGCUAAAAUAAGAGUGAACAUUGAAUUUACAUUUCUCAGGUGGCUGGAAGCAUGACUCUAAAUAGAUCCUAAUGUCACUUCAUGUCUGCUUGAUGUGAAUAUGCAUCUGUUUGCUAACAAAUUUACCAAAACUUUAUAAAGUGAUAAUAUGUCAAUGUUGGUUACUUGUUCUGCUGCCCCCAAGAGGCCAAAAAAAUCACUUAAUGCUGCUUUAAAUUUGGGUGAGGUAACAAAUUGUAUAACUUGGAAGCCUAUAAUAACAACACUCUCACUUACCUGCCAAUGUUACUUAUCUAGAGGGAAAAUUAAAUUUAUUUGCUCUUAAGAUGCCCUGAGUGUCCACGUCUGGAAACCAGUGUUUAACUAUAUGGAUACUGGUAUACUGGACGAUACUCACCAUUAUAACUAUAUUAGAAUAGUUUUAAUAUACCAAAUAACCGUUUUAAUUGCUAUUUACUCGUUUUGUCGUCCUAAAUGCACAAACCAAGCAAUGGGCGACGCUGCCAGUUAGAAGAAAACACUGCCGGGAAACAAGUUAUUGGACACAUAGCGGGCGACCAACGGUAGGAGGAGGAUGGAGAUGGCGGAGAAAUAGCUAGCGACAGCGACAACCCACUCAAAAAAAACCACCUCUGGUGUUUCCCCAUCGAACAUCCGACUGUUGACGGCGACAGACCAUGAUUGAGAUGUUUCAAGCCACAGAGCUGAAUACCAAAUUGCCUUCCUCUAUCAAGAGAUAGCCAGUCUGCAGGAUGGAGACCCAGGAGGAAUGAUAGAGUUUCCUCCCCCUCGGGUGACGCACCGACAGUCAGAGAAAAUGCACUGGGCCGGCGGAUACGUUUUUCUGGUCCUGGUGUCCCUUAUCGCCUCUCGCACCGCCUGGGCCUUAUCAGCGGACACGGAUAGAAACCGCACGGAGAAUGGCACUGUGACAGACGGCGGAUUUGUCCCAGUUGCAUUCACAAAAGUGAACCAGAUAAUUGCCCGGGAGGGGAGCUGCGCACUGAUUGACUGCAAUGUCACUGGAGACCCGCUCCCCAGUUUUAAAUGGUUCAACUCCCAUGGAAACCGUCUGGACACCGAGACGAGUGGUGGGAAGUGGUGGCUGCUGGACAACGGUGUCCUCAACAUCACCAGCAUCGAGUUCGCAGACCGAGGAAAGUAUACAUGCAUGGCGUCCAACGUGCACGGCAGCUCCAACUGCACGGUGACUCUGCGUGUGGUCUUCACCAACGGUGACAUGGGCGUGUACUACAUGGUGGUGUGCCUGGUCACCUUCACCAUCAUCAUGGCCCUGAACGUCACGCGCCUCUGCAUGAUGAGCAGUCACCUGAAGAAGACGGAGAAAGCCAUCAACGAAUUCUUCCGCACGGAGGGCGCCGAGAAGCUACAGAAGGCCUUCGAGAUCGCCAAGCGGAUCCCCAUCAUCACCUCGGCCAAGACGCUGGAGCUGGCGAAGGUCACGCAGUUCAAGACCAUGGAGUUUGCGCGGUACAUCGAGGAGCUGGCUCGCAGCAUCCCGCUGCCGCCGCUCAUCAUGAACUGCCGCACCUUCAUGGAGGAGAUCUUGGAGGUGGUCGGAGUGGAGGAGAUGAGGCACACCUUCCUCAGGCAAGCGCCGGAGGGACGCGGCGAGGUCACGGGAAGGAUGGCCUCCAUCGGGGGGAGGGACGUCUUCACCAUCCUGCAGGAGAGGGAGCGGGAGAGGGAGCGCAGCGAAUCCCCCGCCGCCGAUUCAGACAACUCCUCCGUUCACGAGCAGCCGCAGCAAAUCGCCAUCCAGGUGUCGGUCCACCCGCCGCUCGCCGCCGGAGGUUACUGCGGCAUAGAAGCACCGCCGCAGCCCGAGGCCACGCCCUCCUCUCCUCCCCCCUCAUCCUCCUCUCCUCUGCCGCUGCCUCCCGCUCACCAGGAGGAGCAGCCCGAGGCGGAGGCGGAGGCGGAGGCGGAGGCGGAGGCUGAGCAGAGCGCCGAACAGGCUGCACCAGAGCCGGCGCCGGCAAAUAACACCCCUCCCUGCCAGGUGAUCUAUGAGAGCCAUGUGUGACGACACCAACCAACCAAGGAGGAAUGAUGAGUUAUCCUGCUAUGCAUUUCCACUUGAAGACAAAAAAAAAAAAAGGUCAAAAACAAGUUUUAGUUUCUCAUUUUGGACGAAACAAUCACAUUUUUAUUUAUCUUUUCUGAACAGAACAAUCUUUAAACCUUCGUAGGCUGUAAUACGGAGAAUAAAUCAGAAGGUUUGUAGACAA